Messenger RNA from Symbiodinium necroappetens, 3719 nucleotides. The record is from the annotation of a GenBank genome assembly. NCBI's taxonomy places the organism in Eukaryota, Dinophyceae, Suessiales, Symbiodiniaceae.
GACUCCACAGUGCCCGAUAUAACGAGGUCUUGGUGUGGCUUGAUGCCCAGGCCUCUGCAGGCCAGCCGGUCGACCUACUGUUCAUGCAAGAAACUCACUGGAAGCAGGACGAAUAUGUGGCGACGCCUGUGGAAGGGAAGGCCCUACAGUACCGGGUCAUUCACUCAGCAGGAGAUGACAAAGCUGGCUUGAUGUGCAUGAUCCGAACAGGUAUAGUACCGGACUCCCACAUCAGACACCAGGCGCUGCUUCCAGGGAGACUACUGCAUAUUAGAUUGAUGCUCCCCACACCAGUUGAUAUCAUGAACACAUACCAGUUCGCUUGGAACAUCAACAAGGCAGCCAAUGUGGGAUACGACACGAAGCACAAAGUCGACACCCUGAUGAAGCAAAGAAGGCGGGUCUGGAAACACCUGGAGCAAUGGUUGAGGGGCACUCCAAACCGACAUGGAUGCCUAAUCGUGGGUGACAUGAACACACCGAUAACCUCGGAACAGCCCAUCUCGGGCACAGGAAUUGUGGACCCCCAGAAGGCCCAGCAGCAGGACCAGGAGAACUUUCAAGAACUUCUCAGGUCGCACAAUUGCUCAGUGUUGAACUCAUGGUCAGCAUCGGGCUGGAAGGCACGAACGUUCAUACCUCCGGGACCAGAUGACAGAAAGCAGGGAACUCAAAUUGAUUUCUUCAUUGCCAGGGGUGUCAUGGAUACAGCACUGUCGCGGAAGGCGGCCCCAUUCGAUGCCCCGUUCGUGCCAACCACGGGCUGCAGACACAGACCACUGCAGGCCAUGUUUACCUUGCCGAGAAUUAGGUACCACCAAGGACCACCGAAACAUUCCUCGCAUCAGGUCAGGGCCUACCUCAAGAACCCCCAGCGGGCCAUGGCCAUGCUGGAGCAGAUUGCCGUGGACCUAGACCAAGCACAGGUGAUGGGUGAUGUAGACCAGAUCCUACUCCGAGGAUGGGAAGUGGCCAAACAAAGUGCUUCCAGGCAACAGGCCUUGGCUGCACUACAGGAUCACCAGGUCAACACGAGGGACAGAGUCCUGUACAUGUGGAGAUUGCGAGCUGACCUACGACAACUUGGGAAUGCCCCCAUCGAGGCAGACGAAGGCAGGGACCUCAAAAGCAUCUGGGAUUCGUGGUCAAAGGCAGCCAAGCUGCAGAGGACUACUAGACAACUUCGCAAGGACUGCCGACAGCGAAAGACACUCAAGAUCCUUGAUGCGGUCCACUCAGACAAUGUCUUCACAGCAGCAAAGCGUUUUGCACCAAACAGCCCAGCGGAGUUCGAUCAGAUCCGCUCGUACUUCAAGGAGCUGUUCCAGGGCCCAGAAGGCAAACCAUGUAAGCUGCCCGAACAGGUCCAGUUCACGGAAGCAGAGGUAACACCACUCCUCUGCAAGCAGUUUUCGGAAGUUCUGGUGGCAGGAAAGUCAUUGACCUCUCCGAGCCAACUUCGCCCGAUCAAUUUGCUACCGCUCCAGGCAAAGGUACCACAGUAUGCCUACCUCCAAGGACGGUCCCUUGGACAGGCCCAAACCUGCAAUCCACAUGCCAAGAAAGAUGGCCACCGCCUGACCCAGGUGCCAGACUCACUGAUCAGCCUCAUCAUGAUGAUACAUCGGGAGGCACGCAUCAAAAUUCAACACUGUGGACAAGAGAUGGCGGUGACCUACAGGGCCAUCAGGCAUAUCAUGGAAAGCCUGGGCAGGCAAGGCCUGCAACUGAGCCUAGACAAAACUGUGAUUGUUCUGGGACUCAAAGGUAUGCAGGGCCAAUUCAUGAAGUUUCAGAUCGGGGGCGAGGCUGCCUAUGUGAAGAUUGUCAAGCAACACCUUUACUUGGGAGCACAGAUUAGUUUUCACAAGUAUGAGCAGGCAACGGCCAAGUACAGGAUGGGGCUUGCCAAGGGAGCCUACACCAGGCUGGCGCCGGUCCUGAAAUGCAGAACUGUGCCACUCAAGUUACGUCUUCAUCUAUGGCAGGGCACGAUUUUGCCGACCCUCCUGCAUGGCCUGGACUGCAUGGGGCUGCUCACCACAGAGGCUGCGCAGAUGAUGACCAUCUUCUAUCAGCAAGCCCGAGCGAUAGCCAAAUCCUUCAGCAUGUACACACAUGAAACCAACAUGCAAUUUGCUCGAAGGCUGAAGCUCGCCAGCCCGAUCCAACGACUGCUCAAGGCGAUAGACAGCCGUGCAACGACCGAUUUAGCUCUCAGCCCGAAUCUCCGUGCAGGUGAUGUGCAACUUCAAUGGCUUCACUUUGUGAGGGACCAGCUAUGUGAGGAUCAAGCAACCAUAGUGAAGCAGAGCGAGGUGGAUCAGACGAACGGCGAGCACCGGCAGAAGUACCACAAGGGCGGCCCCAAGGGAGUGAAAAGGGAGGGCGAACUGAUGGACAUGGACCCGGCUAAGCUGAGGGCAGCUGUCAACAUGCUCACCACCAUUGUGAUCCGGCACGAGAACCAGCACGCGAUAGCCCGCCAGGACACAUCGUAUGUGCUCUUCGUCCGCACGGACGUACCCGACUCCCUAGCGAAGUCCACAUAUGCUCUAGCACAACAAUGGCAGGAUACGAAAGCCAAAACACCGGAGAAACUACGACACCCGAUGCGGGUCAUCCUCUUCCAGCAUGUGAUAAAGGUCACGAUGGAGAAGUUCGAGAUGAUGGUGGCAAGCCCGUCGUCUCGCUCAACGGCAGCCUCCAUGGAUUGGAUGAGUACGGACGAGCAAAAGGUGAAUGGGCUAAAAUGGGACCCGGAGACUCGCAAGCAUGUGAAGGACGACCAAAUUCAGCCCCUAGGGGUCCAGGAGAUCAGGGAGGCCCUACAGGAGAUCCUGGCAGCCUGUGUCGAGCCCCUGGUUGUCGCUCGGUUCCAUGCCACACGCAAAUUGGCUCAGGAGUACACCAGCCAGAAUCUAACGAUGAUGUUGGAGAUUGGACUCAGGACAGAGCAGGCCAAUCUGGUGUGGCGAAGGUUGAACCAGCUGGAGAAGUCGGGAGUAUGGGUGGCAGCAGGAGUCUUUCUACGACGAGAAGGCAUGCAGAGGAGUGCUUUGGUCCAGCAGCAUGAUGGGGCGGAGUUCAUUAUGUUUCUUCUCAACAAGCUGCCCUUCACUGCAGACCGUGCAACGGCAACCUGGCAAGCCAGAAAACAGGAUGGUGAAACCUACAGGGAACAGGAUGCAUUGCAUGCAUUCAGCAUGAAGUACCGAUUUGAGCUGAUCCCGGAUCUUUGUAUCAAGGAAUAUGCAACCUGCAUUCGCGAAGUGGCAAUGACUGAGGGUUUCACGAUCUCCUCCUCGUCGACGGUCCGCAAGAUACAGACGUCGGAGCUGGUGGAGGUCCUGGCGGGCCCAGAAGAGGAAGGCGGAUUGAGGCUGCGGGCCUAUGUUGUCAAGCGGGAUUGGGACCUGGGAGGCAAAGAAAGGUAUACAUUGAGGAUGGAUGGAUGGAUUGUCCUGCAUUGUCAUACGGCUCAGGACGAGGAGUCGAAAGUCCGCCGAGUGCGCUGCCGAGCGCUGAAGGACGCGGCGGAGGGCUGGGUCGCGGCCACAGUUGCAGAGCUGGGGCUCGCUGGAAUCAAGUUCAGGGACAACAUCCCCUUGUGGUUUACGGAUGUCGAGGGGCCUGCAACAGAAACUGAGCUACAUAAUGUCAGGUUCUUCGGAGGCAAGGGCUUCUGCCGGGGCCACGAUGUACGGUUGAGUUUCUAA